Messenger RNA from Triticum dicoccoides, 2227 nucleotides. RefSeq lists its product as uncharacterized. Bases 1522 to 2007 code for a protein of 161 amino acids. The transcript is spliced from 7 exons. The record is from RefSeq and is a predicted model, not a curated record. NCBI's taxonomy places the organism in Eukaryota, Viridiplantae, Streptophyta, Magnoliopsida, Poales, Poaceae.
GAGUGGUGGGCGGCUACAUCUGCGGCGGCGGCGCAGCCGUGGCCCCAUGGAUUUCUAUUGCCGGUGGGCGGCGGUGCGGCGGUGCGUCGUGUGUGCUCAACGCCUCCGGCGCAGCUACAUCUGAAAAUCGAAUCUGCGGCCCUGGGCAGCAUUUUAGAGCUGGCGAAGCCAUGACGAUGGACAGGCUGCCUAUCUUCCUGGAUGAAGCCUGCAGCGCGGCGGCGCUGAUGGAGUUGGUUGGCGCGGCAGGCCGCGGGGAGGCAGAGUCCGGCAAUGGAUCUCGCGAGGCGGUCGUGUGUGGAUUUGGGGGCAGUUCUAGGGUCCAGGCUGCGACCAUGUGCUACGAGGUGAGCAAGUGUUGCCGCUGGUGGUGGCGCCGUAUCCUGAUUCAGCGAGAGCGAGGGCGACAAAGCUGAAGCCAUUGAACAUGGAUUCACUGUGCCACCUGUUGAUGUGGACCGGGAGGCUAUGAUUCAAGAUCGAACAGAGAGUCAGAGAGUGCUGAUGGAGGCUCUGCCCAAUCUACUGGCAAGGUUGCUCCCCAAAGCACCUGGUUAGACCAAGAGGUAAUCCAAAUUUCAUAGAAUAGCAAAUUAUUAUUCUUGCCUGAGUAGGUGCGGCUGAAUCAUGGGCCAUGAGUUUUGGUAGUGUGAUGUAUCAAAAUGUUAGGGAACCAUUCUUUUGGCGUGAUUAGGAAAAUUAGAUUGGCAAAAAUGAACUAUAGUAAAGUGGAUUAUGGUGAGAGAAAUGAAAAAAAAGUACUUGUGUUUUUGCUGUGAUUCAGUUGAACUAGUUAGUUGUCAGAGGAUGAACAAAUGCAGUAUUAGUUUCUAGCCAUGAGUUUUUUAUGUCUUUCUUUUGCAUGACACAAGGUCAGGGUCGGUAAUCAGCCACCCGAUAGGGCUCCCUAUCCUGAAAGAGUCGGCGCCCUUGAACAAUUAGGGGGUAUGCAGAGUUAGGAGAGAGUGUAGUUGAGCCUGCGAUCGGUUUAACUUUUGAGUCAUUGGGCGAAGCUAAUGAUUUUUACAACAUGCACUCGUGGGAGCAUGGUUUUGGCAUAAGAUAUGGAAAGAGUAGGAUGAAUGCAGAGAAGACAAAAUGUAUGCAGGAAGUCGUUUACAGCUGCUCUGGGAAACCUAUAAAAGGGAACAACAGGUUGUGCCGCUGUGAGUGUCCAGCAAUGAUCCGCCUGGAUGCCCGAUGCACAUGUUUGUGAGGCACUACAUGAGGUUGCAAUUUUCUAGAGAUUCAAAAGAAAGCUAUGAAGAGAAGAGGACAAGAACAAGUGGUGUUGUGCACACGAGCAAGAUUUACACGAGGGUAAUGUUCGACCAGUUCGGCGAGCUGGUGUACAAGGCCAACGCAUACAACAUUGAAGAGGUUGAGAAGCUGAAGCUGUACAAAGCGGUGUACACUCAAGCAGAGAGACGGUAGAAAUGGGCCAGGGGUGUAUAUGAUGAAAAGAUCCUGAACGAUGGGGACAAGUUCGAGUGUGAGUGUGGGUUGUUCGAGCAUACGGGGAUGCCGUGCCGCCACAUGCUGAAGGUCAUGGACAUUUUUGGUUAUAUGGAGAUACCCCAACAAUUGAUCGUGAAGAGGUGGACAAGGGACGCGAAGGCACCAUUAGAGGGGUUGAGUAAGCAAACGCGGUUUUGCAGCAUUUGCAAUGGGAAAGGCCAUAAGAAGACGACCUGCCCAGACGGUGAUUUGCCGAAGCAACCAAGGAAGGAAGUGAAGUGUAGCAACUGUGAUGUGGCUGGUCACAAGAGAAUACCUGCACCAACCCUGAGGGUGUCAAGCUGUAAACAGCGCCUGCAACCAACAGCUAGAGGCGCGAGUCCUAGUACCAACAAGAGUGAGAGUGGAGUUGUGAAUUGGUCGAGAGCGCCCUCCAUCAGCUGGCCAAGCUCAGGUGUGACCUUAGUCUUGGUGUGGAAGACUGACAGCGAUGCUUUCUAUCAGUCCGAGGGCUCGGCUGAUGGUGGUGUUAGUCAUGGGCUGGAAUGAAUUGUCUGAAGCGGAAUGGGCAUCAGACCUUGAUUAUGAGUACAUUGCUACAAUGAUAACAGAGGAGCACACGGGGCCACGGGGGUCAGGAUUGAAGCAUGCCAAGAAGGUGGGCGACGGCAGCACGGAGGGGUGGGGUUCUGUCGGUGGACGACCGUUAUGUGGCGUUGGUACAUGACCGUUGCCACCAUCUGUACCACGAGCGGGUCCCACAUGUUGC